CUCUAUCCCCUUGAAUUUUCGUCAGCACCAAAAAAAAAAAAAAAAAUCUCUGUCAAAGUAUUAAUCAGCAAACGAUGAGUUACUACAAUCAGCAACAGCCUCCUGUUGGCGUUCCUCCACCUCAAGGUUAUCCACCGGAAGGAUAUCCUCCAAAGGAUGCUUAUCCACCUCCAGGAUAUCCUCCGCACGGAUAUCCUCAGGGAUAUCCUCCGCACGGAUAUCCUCCUCAAAACGCUCAGCCACCGCCUCGGCAAAAUCAGAGUCCCGGUUGCCUAGAAGGCUGUUUGGCUGCUCUUUGCUGUUGCUGUCUUCUGGAUGCUUGCUUUUGAGGAACAAUCAACUUU
Molecule: messenger RNA, 344 nt
Organism: Hibiscus syriacus
Lineage: Eukaryota; Viridiplantae; Streptophyta; Magnoliopsida; Malvales; Malvaceae
Product: cysteine-rich and transmembrane domain-containing protein WIH2-like
Exons: 3
Coding region: 75-329 (84 amino acids)
Cellular component (GO): plasma membrane
Source: RefSeq, a predicted model, not a curated record